AUGACGUACGGCGACGGGGGCGGCGGGCCGGGGGCGUACGGGGGCGGCGACGACGACAGCGAAGGGGGCAGCGACGACGGCGACGGGCGCGGGAUGCUGAGCUACUUCACCACCAACAGCCUGGUUAUUUUUCGCCUCUGCAUGAGCAGGAAGAUGAAAGAUGCCCUUGAAAUGAUAGAUGAACUGGUUGUGGAGAUGAAUAAUUUUCACUUCCUCCAACAUGCCGAGGCACCGACCAUUGAUCAUCCGCAAACACACUCUCAUGUAAAUGAAUCAGAGAUAGUUGGAAGGCAAAAUGACAAGGAACAAGUGAGGGUGAAGCAUCAUUUUGAGUUGGUCUUAUGGGUUUGUGUCUCUCACAAGUUCGUUAUUGAAGAAACCAUCCGAUCUAUAAUAGAAGUGGCCACCGUGGAACAAUGUGAUUUGACUCAGAUGGAGGCAUUGCAGAAGGAACUUUGUGGUGUUUUGGGCAACAAAAGGUACCUCCUAGUGCUGGAUGAUGUUUGGAAUGAAGAUGGACAAAAGUGGGAUGCUAUGAGAUCAUUGCUAAACUUACAUGCCGGCUCCGGAAGUGCUAUAAUUGUGACAAGCCGCAGCAAUCAAGUUGCUUCUAUCAUGGGCACACUUCCUCCACAUCAGAUAUCACUUCUGAAUGAGGAUGAAUCAUGGGAGCUUUUUCGCAGAAUCGCAUUUGGGAGGGAAGUGGAGAAGCAAGAGGAAUUGAUUUCAAUGGCUAAGUGUAUUGUGCACAAGUGUGAGAGAUUGCCCCUUGCUAUCAAGGCUACAUCAGCUUUACUUUGUUCAAAGAAUCACGGUCAGUGGGUUUCUGUUAUGGACAGUGAUGUGUGGAAGGAUGACAUCGUCACAACUACUGGAAUUGUACCUGCACUACAGCUGAGCUAUGAUCACUUGUCAUCAGAAGAAAAAAUAUGCUUUUCCUUCUAUGCUAUUUUCCCCAAGUACAGAUGGAUGGAUAAAGAGAUGUUAAUCCAGCUAUGGAUGGCAAAUGACUUUAUUGCAUCAGAAACAAGAGGCCAAGAAAUUUUUGAUGUGCUAGUUUGGAGAUGUUUUCUCUUAGAUGUGGAGAUUCAACGAGAUAACUUCAUGUACCAACCAACCACUUGCAAGAUGCAUGAUCUCAUGCAUGAUCUUGCUCACCAUGUAAGUGGAAAUGAUUGCUUCAUUCUGCAAGAAUCUUCAUCAUGUAAAGAAAUUCUGCAAGGAUGCACACAUGCUAGUUCAUUACAGCAUGAGGUUCGACACUUGACACUUGAUUAUAUCAGCAAUGAUACUAUUGCAGCCAUGAAGGAAAUUCUAGCUCCACGACCCCGCACGAUAUUAAUCCAGGAUAUAUCCAAGUCUCUGAGUAUGGCCAAGAAAAAAUCCAUGUCCUUGCGAGCAUUGAAUACACUCUCGAUCAAGAAAAAUUUGAUAAAUUUGAAGCAUCUUCGCUAUCUAGAUUGUUCUAAGUCCAAUAUUUCUACAUUGCCUGAAGCCACUACCAUGUUGUAUAGCUUGCAAACAUUGAAGCUCAUUGAUUGCAAAGAGCUUAAGAAAUUGCCAGAAGGCAUGAGAUAUAUGAGCAGUCUUCGGCACAUCCUCCUUGUUGGGUGUGAGAGUUUGAGCCGCAUGCCACGGGGUUGUGGAAUUGAUCAACUGAAAAAUCUGAAUCUAGGUGGUGGUCUUUCUUUGUCGGAGCUGAGAAAAGUGCAUAGUGCAGAAAAUGCUAAAGAAGGCAAUAUAUCCCCCAAGCAUAAAUUGAAACGAUUAUCACUCGAUUGGUAUGGCAAUAUAUCCGUCAGAAGUUAUGAAGAUGAAGUAGAUAGUAAUGCAGAUGAAAUAUUAGAGGCCCUUCGUCCUCACACAAAUCUUGAAUCUUUAUUGUUAAUUAGUUAUAGUGGUGCCAAAUUCUCAUCAUGGAUGCACAACCCUACACUGUUAGAGCAUAUCAGUGAACUUUCUCUGGGCUACUGCAAGAACUGCAAGGAUCUUCCACCAUUAUGGCAGCUCUCCUCUCUCAGGCUCUUGUCAUUGGUUAACAAUGGGGAAUCCUGUAUGUCCCCAACACCGUUCUUUCCUAAGCUGAAAAGCAUGAUAGUUUCCGACAUGGCUAAGCUAGAGAGAUGGUACCAGAAGGUGGAAGGAGAAGUAGCGGUUGUAUCAUUCCCUCAGCUCAAGAGGCUGCAUAUUUCUGAAUGCCUAAGGUUAGAGACACUACCGGAGGGACUCCUGCAGCAGCUCCCAGCCCUGGAGAAACUACAUAUCACAUACUGCCCCAACUUGAUGGGAGCCUUCUCAAGAGGUGGCGCCUGCUGGAAUUUGAUUCAAGCAAUUCCAAAUAAAUCACCGAAUUUGGCUCACGGACUUCCACGGAGACCCAGGUGCUAA
Messenger RNA from Triticum dicoccoides, 2388 nucleotides. RefSeq names its product putative disease resistance protein RGA3. NCBI's taxonomy places the organism in Eukaryota, Viridiplantae, Streptophyta, Magnoliopsida, Poales, Poaceae. Gene Ontology annotation, molecular function: ADP binding. The transcript is spliced from 5 exons. The coding region runs from base 1 to 2388 and encodes 795 amino acids. The record is from RefSeq and is a predicted model, not a curated record.